Molecule: messenger RNA, 5207 nt
Organism: Asparagus officinalis (garden asparagus)
Lineage: Eukaryota; Viridiplantae; Streptophyta; Magnoliopsida; Asparagales; Asparagaceae
Product: putative disease resistance protein RGA1
Exons: 1
Coding region: 77-3544 (1155 amino acids)
Biological process (GO): defense response to other organism
Molecular function (GO): protein binding; ADP binding
Source: RefSeq, a predicted model, not a curated record
CAAAGCAAACUAGAAUUUUGGUUGUGAACUCUCUGAAAUCUCCAAUACUUGCACUACUCGCUUCUUUCUUGAGGAGAUGGCCAUGGUGCUGGAUGCUUUAGCUGGAGCCACGGUCGGUAAGCUGGCUGAGGUUGUUGAGGAGAAGGUGGUAACUGUCCUGGGCGUGAAAGACGAGCUCAAGAGGCUGCAGCGGAGGAUGGAGAGGAUCAAGCAUGUGCUUCAUGAUGCUGAGAGAAAGCGCAUUCAAUCAGAAUCAGUUGCAGGGUGGGUGAGGGAGCUCAAAGAUGUUAUGUACGAUGCCGAUGACAUAAUCGACCGAUGCAGGCACGAGGGUGGAAAAUUGCUUGAUGGCCAACCAUCUACAUCAUCUGAUCCAUCAACGGUAUGUUGUAGCCGUCCUCGCUUAUUCUCUUGCUUUACUAGCAUCCGUUUCCGGCAUGAGAUUGGUGAUACGAUUAAGAAAUUAAAUGAGAGAUUGGAGGAGAUAUCUAGAGAUAUGCCACGCCUUAACCUAAUGAUAAGUGGGCUAGAUACUCGAGUCACAACAGUGGACACUCGGCAGACCUCACCUAUCAUAGAUAGGUCUGAUAUCGUGGGGAGGGGCAUUGAACGUGCUACAGACGAACUGGUAGAGAGUAUAGUUAAGGAAGAUGAAAGAAAACUCCAAGUCUUUGCUAUUGCCGGAAUGGGCGGAAUAGGAAAGACUACCCUGGCUAAAAAUAUCUUCAAUCACCCAAGAGUAAAGUCUGAGUUCUCAACAAAGAUAUGGGUCUGCAUACGAGUCACAACGGUGGACACUCGGCAGACCUCACCUAUCAUAGAUAGGUCUGAUAUCGUGGGGAGGGGCAUUGAACGUGCUACAGACGAACUGGUAGAGAGUAUAGUUAAGGAAGAUGAAAGAAAACUCCAAGUCUUUGCUAUUGCCGGAAUGGGCGGAAUAGGAAAGACUACCCUGGCUAAAAAUAUCUUCAAUCACCCAAGAGUAAAGUCUGAGUUCUCAACAAAGAUAUGGGUCUGCAUAUCACAAAAUUUCUCAGAGACCUCUUUGCUCAAGGAGAUAAUAAAAGAAGCAGGAGGAGAUCCCUGUAAUUUGCAAACUAAAGCAGGACUCGAACCUCUACUGAAGGACGCAGUUUCAGGAAAGACUUUCAUUUUGGUGUUAGAUGAUGUGUGGCGAGCAGAUGUAUGGACGCAUUUACUACGCAAUCCACUACAGAGCGCUGCUGUUGGCAGCCGAGUCCUAGUCACAACUAGACAUGCGAAUGUUGCUAGGCAGAUGGGGGCGAUGGAUGCGCACAUCCAUCCCGUGGAAAAAUUGCCGCCAGAAUCUGGGUGGGAACUGCUCUGCAAGAGUUUAUAUGUCACCGGAGAGGAGGAGGAAAUGAAGCGUCUGAGAGGUGUAGGGGCUCAAAUUGUUGGAAAAUGCGACGGUCUCCCUCUGGCAAUUAAGAGCAUUGCCGGUGUUUUAACAACAAAGGGGAGAAAUCCGAGGGAGUGGGAAAAGGUUCUGAGAAAGGCUGCAUGGUCUAUGGGCAAUCUACCUGAAGAUUUGAGGGGGGCCUUGUACUUGAGUUAUGAAGAUCUACCCUCUAACCUGAAGCAAUGUUUUCUUUAUUGCUCUUUAUUACCUGAGGAUUAUGUAUUUAAUCGUGCUGAGCUCGUGAGGCACUGGGCAGCUGAAGGAUUUGCAGAAACGCAAGAGGAUUCUUUCUCAGAACCAGCGGACGAGUGUUUUGAGGAGCUACUUAGAAGGCAUCUUAUCUAUAAAGAAGAACGGCCUUAUCAACGUUAUAAGAUGCACGAUCUCUUGCGAUCACUUGCUCAGUUUCUGUCGCGGGAUGAAAGUUUUUGUGGAGAAGCACAGGAAUUGACUACAGUGCCCGCCACGACGAAACUUCGACGUCUGUCACUUACCGGCGAAGGAGGAGUGUCAGACGAAGAAGGAGGACCAGCACUCACCCCUCAACCUUUACUUUCGCAGAGGAGCUUGAGAACCUUGUUGUUUCUAAGCAGCUCUUACAGUCUUGGGAGCGACGUGUUUUCUGGAUUUCCACUUCUUCGGGUCCUGUCACUGAGUCAAUCACGGAUUGAGGAUAUUCCAGAUGCUGUGGGAAAUCUAAUACACCUGAGGCUGUUGGAUCUUAGCUUGACAAAUAUAUCCAGCUUGCCGGAGUCAAUCAGGAACCUUACAAAUCUCCAGGUUCUAAAUCUCGCUCACUGUAGGUCACUCCGCAGUCUCCCAGAUUCUGUGGGAAAUCUAAUACACCUGAGGCUAUUGAUUCUUAGCCACACAGGAAUAUCCAGCUUGCCGGAGUCAAUCAGGAACCUUACAGAUCUCCAGGUUCUGGAUCUCGCUUGCUGUUCUUCACUCCGCAGUCUCCCCAAAGGCAUUACUCAACUGUGCAAUUUAAGAGUUAUUGAAGCAUUGAGGGCUUCUAACCUGUCCUUUGUUCCAUCUGGGAUGGGAAGAUUAGAGCGGUUAAAUCACUUCAACGGCUUUGUUGUGGGAGGGGAGCAAGGCUGCAGCUUGGAAGAUUUGAACCCUUUAGAGCAGCUGAGGGUGCUGGCCAUGAGUAACCUAAAGGAGGCGGUGGUAGCGCAGGAGGGACGACGUGUGCUUCGGAAUAAAUGUCACCUCAAGAAAUUAAGAUUGGCAUGCACUUAUAAACUGUGGGCUGGUCCACCAGCUGCUGAGUACAGCGAAGGAGAGAUCCGCAGAAUUCAGGAUGUGUUUGAGGAGCUGGCCCCACCGCCAUGCCUGGAAGAAUUAGACAUCAACGAUUACUUUGGUCUUCAGUUUCCAAGUUGGAUGAUGUCACCAUCGCUGGGAUCUCUUCUUCCCUGUCUCACAAGUUUGACCCUUUUUAGUUGCAGAAACGUCGUGCAGCUUCCUCCUCUCGGUCUAUUGCCCGAAUUGAGACGUCUUUCUAUUGGGUAUGCCGAAGCGGUUGUAUCCUUUGGCUCGGAGGCUUAUGGGAGCGGCUCUACACAGGCGCUCUUUCCAAAGCUUGAGUCUUUCUGCCUCCACGGAAUGCCAAAUUUGCAAGAGUGGUCAUUUUGUAGAGAAGAGGAGAUUACUGUGUUCCCAAAUCUGGUGGAGCUGAAUGUUUACUACUGCCCGGGAUUGAAAUCACUCCCUGGGGGCCUGAAGGGAUCUCCCUUGAAGAAGUUGGACAUCUACCACUGUCAAGGUCUGGAAAGGAUCUCUCAUCUUCCUGCACUAAGAGAGUUGAGCAUCAUCGGGGAAUGCCCUCUAUUGAAAAAUGUGGAGAAACUGGAUUCAUUGGAGACGCUAGUUCUAUAUGAAUGGGGGAUGGAUUUUCUCCCGGAGGGACUGCUGAGGCUGCUGCAAGACCGACAGCUACACCAGGAUGAUGAUUUCACACUUGCAUUGCAUUCUCUAAGCGAUGUUCUUUUCAGUAAGUGCGUUAUGGGAGGCGAAUACUGGCCGGUCAUCCAAAACUUACCCAGAGUCGAAGCCGGUUGUGGAAAUCUAAGAUAUCUAAGAUACACCAAGGAACCCUAUCACUACGAGACCAGUUAAAAGCGCUCUCUUUCUUGGUGUUUAUUUCUUAGUAAACUCUUUUACCAGUGUUAUUUGGAUCAUCCAAAGGAUGUUGUAUGUUCCUAGAAUAAGUUGGGUAAUACAAAUGUCUGGGUUAGCCUUUUCCUUUGAGAUUAUGUCUUGACUAGGCAUUUGCGAAGAGGAGGAUUUUCUGUAGCUACUUUUAUUCUCUUGAUGAUUUAUAGAAAAGGUGAUGUCUUGACUAAUACUGUAUAGCUAUGUUUUAUCAAUUCUUAUAGUGAAUGUGAUGCACGACUAUUUACAUUAAGUAUUUUCUAAUUUAGUAUAUUAUAUAUCAGGAAAUGACUUUUAGCUUUGACAUCGUAGACAAUUGUUUCUUUUGACAAAAUGUAAAUAAACUUGAUGCAUAUAGAAGAGCUGCGUAGUUGGUAUGAAUCAACUACAAGUUCCCAGGAUUUAAUCGUGUAAGGGCCAGUAUGAGGCGCACCAUUUCCUGAAAGUCUCAAAGCCUGACCUCUGAUUUUAUGGCCAUUAAACUCUAGAAAAAUCAAUUCACUAAUUACUUUAUUUACGUCACUUGUUAUUUCUUUUCAUAUAAGCCUGCGUAGAUGAUUGGAACUUUGAGAAACUAGUUGAAGGUUUAAAAUGAAAGUUUUAGAUCAAAGAAGAAUUGGAAUAAAUUUCAUGUAGCACUGGUGGAGUCAUCUUAUUGGGUCUGUGUAUUCAAUCUUUUUGCUUGCAUUUUUUUCCUGGCAUGUGACAGUUUAGCUUUAACAUGUUUAGUUUCAGACUAUCUACCUGUCUAUCCAAAAAAAUUCAUACAAACCCUUUGGUGAAAGCAACUGAUUCUUGAGACAUUGCACUUUGAUUACUCAUGCUCGUAUUUCUUAAAGAAACAAGAGAUCAUGCAUGACAAUUUGUUCACACCACUAUCUUGGAGAACUCUUCCAUAAACCUAGUUUGAAAAUGCUUCCAUACAUUACCCAAGGCAUCAACUCAAAGAUAGUUUAAAUGUCGGUAUAUAGCAUUUUAAGUGUAUGAUAUUUCUAAUUUGUUGUAUCCUGCAUAUCGAUCUAAAGCACUGUUAGUAUGCAGAGAUUGAGUUUAUUGCACGUGUCUAUACUUUUUACUUGCGGUUGAACUAAUUCGCUUGUUCAGCAUUCCGAGAGUUUCUUGCAGGUUGUGGAAACACCUUGACUAAUUACCUGCUGCUCUUCGAUCUUUUCCUCGUAUCCAAAAGUUAUUUAAACUAACUCUCUUACUACCUUAACGCUUAUAGAUCACUUAAAUACACUUGUCUUUUGUGGACGAUGGGAUGAUGACAAUGGAGGGUUCAACAUGCAGCGAUCAAAACUGCAACACCGAUUGCCUGAGCAAGGGGUUGGAAGGCGGAGCUUGCCAUAUCAACUUUGCUGAUAAAAAAUGCCCCUGCAUAACAUCAAAACCUGUUGAAGAUCGAAGCACUGGUUCAGCAUUCUUCUAGUGCUACUGUUUCGUUGGAUUGUGCACUUUUUCAGCUUCGUUUCUCAUCAAUCAGAAAGAGGCAUCUGGUACUAUUUAUCCGUUCAAUUUAUGUGUAAGUGAAGAGGAAAUAGAUGUAGGAAGUCAUCUGUUAACGCAUCUAUAAGUUUUUUGUACUAGAAUCUUACUGUCAGUAUGACUGCCAAAGUAUGCUUUUUGA